AUUCUCUGUCCUUUUGACAUCAUAGAGGCAACUGCGACGAGCGGAAGUCCAAUCAGUUGAAAACGGACCAUUAAAGUGUACAGAUCUUUUCGCGCAAGUCAAUCAUCCGUUCCAGAUUAGAGGAAAAACACCGACGUUGUAUAAAAAGCAAACGUUUCAGCCGUCUCCAGUUGGCUGGCUUUCCCAUGUGAACCGGUCACAAGCUAUGAGGGUAUUCUUGGUUGUUGUGGUGGUGGUUUCAGUUCUCUCCAAUUUCUUGGUAGAGGAUGUUUACGCCAAAAUGAUGGCCAGAGGCUUUGGCUCUCGAUUCAGUAUCAAGUCCUCCAGCAAGCCUUGGAAUAAUCGGGGCUUCAACUACGGAGGAGUCACCAACGACUUUGAUUACUAUGACGAAGACGAUCAAGCUUACUUCGAGAGAACGGGAAAAGAGCGCCCUUGCGUGGGACUUUGCUACUAUGAAAAGCUAAAGUAUUAUCGGGAAGUAGCCAAUGGCGAACAUCAAGAGGAGGAGGUGGAUAUUGGAAGUGGGAGUGGAAGUGGAGAGGAGAUCGUCGAGGAUACAGGAAUCCCUGUAUGGAGGAAGUGGUCCUUGCGGAGGAAAUCAAGGCCUUGCAUCGGCCUUUGUCACUACAUGAAGGUCAAAGGAUUUGACGAUUCUUACGUGAAAGGGCCAUAUCGGUACGAUUGGAAAAAAGAUGAAGCUAAGACAACGGAGAAGCCGUGCGUUGGGCUUUGCUACUACUUCAAAUCCCGAGGAAUUGAGAACCCCUAUGAGUCUGAACCGUGAAGAGAUGUCAAAUUGAAUCCCAUAUGUGCUAGAUUUUCUACAACAAUAUAGUAUUUAAAAUUAAAUAUACUUUAUUCUAAGUAUCUUCUUUAUAUCCCCACGAGGGUUAUGAUUGAUUGACGGCUAAAUACAGAGUAUUGUGGUUGA
Molecule: messenger RNA, 934 nt
Organism: Tigriopus californicus
Lineage: Eukaryota; Metazoa; Arthropoda; Copepoda; Harpacticoida; Harpacticidae
Exons: 5
Coding region: 206-787 (193 amino acids)
Source: RefSeq, a predicted model, not a curated record